UAACAUAGUGCUGAAGUCGUCAAGCUGAAUCUGGUUUCUCGUGAUAAAUACUCUUAACCGUGCAUGUUAUCGGAAUUGUGUAAAAGUUGACGUAAAAAAGUGAAAUUAAGAUAAAAGAAACCUGUGCCACAAAAAACAGUGCGAAAUGAACAAGAAUUCAAUAUACUUCAUUGCCUUUGUGCUUUUAAGCACCAUUGCUUCCAUUCGAUCUCAAUCUAGCACCGAAAAAAUUUCUUCUGUUCCAAAUCAAUGCGUUAGUAAAACGAAGUGCGGUCCAUGUAUACAAACACCAAAUUGUGCUUGGUGUAUGCAGCCAGACUUUGGUGAAAGACCACGAUGCUUUCAACCGGAACUUACACCAACCAAUCCAUGUCCUGAAGAAUUUGUCAUUGAUCCAAGAAACGAAAUGAUAAUGAUAAAAGAAGCAGCUUUGAGUCGAGGUGGUCAACUGUUGUCUGGUGGAGGAAUGGCAAGUGGUGGAACUUAUGAAGAACAAUCAAGUGGACAAAGUUCAAUGUCAGGAAGCUCUUCAGCAUCUGGUGGUUCUUCAGCAUCAGGCGGUUCAAGUGGAUCAGCAGGCGGUAGUGUUGUUCAAAUCAGCCCACAAAUGGUUAAUCUUAGGAUGAGAGUCAAUGAAAAACAUACAAUGAUGGUGAAUUACGCACAAGCUGAAGAUUAUCCAGUUGAUCUUUACUACCUCAUGGACUUGUCAAAAUCGAUGGAAGACGACAAAGAAAAGCUUUCACAUCUCGGUGAUUUAUUAUCAGACACAAUGAGAAAUAUUACAUCAAACUUCCGUUUGGGUUUUGGUUCUUUUGUUGACAAAGUUCUUAUGCCAUACGUGUCUACUGUUCCGAAGAAAUUGCAACAUCCUUGCGAUGGAUGUGAAGCGCCUUAUGGUUACAAAAAUCAUAUGAAACUUGACAUGGAUACGCGACAGUUUGCUGAAAAUGUGAAGAAUGCUCAUGUGUCAGGAAACUUGGACGCUCCCGAAGGUGGUUUCGAUGCAAUUAUGCAAGCCGUCGUUUGUGAAAGAGAAAUUGGAUGGAGAGAACGUGCAAGACACUUGCUUGUCUUCUCGACAGAUGCUGGCUUCCAUUACGCUGGAGAUGGUAAAUUAGGUGGAGUCAUAACGCCAAAUGACGGCGCUUGUCAUAUGGAACGAAAUAUGUACACACAUUCAUCAAUUCAAGAUUAUCCGAGCAUUUCUCAAAUUAAUCUUAAAGUGAAGCAACACUCAAUUAACAUCAUUUUUGCUAUCACUGCACAACAGCAUGAAGUUUAUAAGAAACUUUCUGAACAUAUCGAAGGAUCGUCUAGUGCUGUUUUAUCAGAUGAUUCAUCGAACGUUGUUGAUUUAGUUCGUGAAGAAUACAAAAAAAUCAGAUCAUCAGUUGAAAUGAAGGACAGCGCAUCAGGAUCUGUUAAAGUUACUUACUUCUCGAAAUGUCUUGGAAAUGAACGAAAACAAACAAAUAAAUGCGACGGAUUAAGCGUUGGUGAUGUUGUUACAUUCGAGACAGAGAUUGUCGUCACUUCAUGUCCAGAAAAUGAAAAGGAUCGAAUGCAAACCUUCCAAAUUUAUCCAGUCGCUGUUGGUGAAGCAUUGACAGUAAAUCUCGAGAUGUUGUGUUCAUGUGGAUGUGAAAACAGUGGACCAACAUUCGAACUUAACUCUCCGAAAUGUUCUGGCGAUGGAACACUUUCUUGUGGUAUUUGUGAAUGUAACGAUGGAUUCUUCGGUGGAAAAUGCGAGUGUUCGAAGAAGGAUCUUGACUCGAAGUUUGGAAUUGACAACUUAAAAUGUCGUGCGAAUGCAACAUCACUCGAAUGCAGUGGACAAGGAAAUUGUGUUUGUGGUCAAUGUCAUUGCACACCUCGCCCAAAUCCUGAUGAGAAAAUCAGCGGAAAGUUCUGCGAAUGUGACAACUUCUCUUGCGAUCGUCGCAAUGGCUUGCUUUGUUCUGGACCAGAUCAUGGAGUGUGUGAAUGUAAAACUUGUAAAUGUCUUCAAGGAUGGACUGGCGAUGCUUGCGAUUGCAGCACAUCGGUUGACACUUGCAUGGCACCAAAUGGAAAGGAAUGUUCAGGAAAUGGAAAAUGUGUUUGUGGUCAAUGCGAAUGCAGCAGCGAAAAAGGCGUUCGAUACACUGGAAAGUAUUGUGAAAAAUGUCCAACAUGUCCUGACAAAUGCGAUGAUCUUAAGUCAUGUGUUGAAUGUCAGUUGUAUGGAAAAGGACCACUGAAGGAUGCGAAUGAAUGUGCUAAGAAUUGCACACUUUUCACACCAAUUCCUCUUGAGACAAUCAAUUAUGAAGAAGAAAGAGAUGAACACAUUUGCACACGAUACGAUGAAGAUGAGUGUCGUUAUCAAUUUAUUUAUAGUGAAACAGUUGAGAAGAAUGGAACAAUAACGACGAAUGUUCGUGCACAAAAAACGCCCGAUUGCCCACCAAAAGUUUUCCUUCUCGGUAUUGUUCUUGGUGUCAUUGCAGCAAUUGUUCUUGUUGGAUUAGCAAUGUUGUUGCUUUGGAAGCUUUUGACGACAAUUCAUGAUCGUCGUGAGUUUGCAAGAUUCGAAAAGGAACGAAUGAUGGCAAAAUGGGACACGGGUGAGAAUCCAAUUUACAAGCAAGCUACAUCAACAUUCAAGAAUCCAACAUAUGCAGGCAAAUAAUUAUUUGAUUGAUUUGAUGCCAAAACUGCCAUAGAAACGUUUUAUUUCAUUUUAAACCACUUUCAAAUGUUGUGUGGUUACUCAAAUCAUCAUUUUACUCAACUGAUGUAGUAAAGUGAUAACAAGAAAAGCUUUUUGUCUGAUCAAAGAAAUUUCUUGAUCAAUUUUAUUGGAGGAAAACAAAAGAAAAAAUAAUUAUAAUUGCAAAAGCAAUAAAUUGUGUAAAAAAGUCAUUAAUUUUUGCGACAAAAGUGUCUUAACAGUUUAACUCGUAGGGCCUUGACGACUUGUGUCUUGUACUCUUCUAUUUGUUUAGAAAUAAUUUUAGAGUGUUUAGGAUUAAUUUUUACAAAUGAAAAAUUGAGAAAUUCACGCGAAUGAAUAAUCUUUUUAAACUAAAACAAAAACUUUAAUAAUUCGAAUGAUGCUGUUAACUUUCAGUAUCAUAUUUAAUUACAUUACACACAGAUUUAAACGAUUUUCUGUCGAACUCUUCCUUUUCACAAAGAAAGCUGUGGUCGAUUCACAGUUGUUCGUGUUUAAAACAAGUAUUCUUGAAUGUACUUAGAAACGGAAGCGCAAAAACAAUCUAAUUAUUUAACCAGAUUAAUCAUAGUUUAUUCUCUCAUCGACAAUUUCUGACACGCUACAAAAUAAAACAUAAAAGCAAUGAAAAUGUUGUUUUGAUGGUAAAAUAAAUAAUCGAAGCGAUGUAGAUGCCAAAUUUGUGUAAAACGAAACGCAUAAAGAAGAUUUAUUGUAAAAUUAACUUAACUCCAUUUCAUCAUUUUUUGUUUCUUAAUUCGUGUCGUUUUGUGUUGUAAAAUAGGUUUAUACUAUGAAUAACUGAGAACACUAGUUAAUUUUUUUAUUAUUUUAUUUUUAUUAAUAAUGGAGAGAAUUUUUGUGCCUUUAAUUAUACAUGAAAAUAAAAAAAAUCUAAUAGGAAAAACUUAAAAAAACUUUUUUUCUUGCUUUAAAUUGAAUUUUCAGGAAUUCUUUUCGACCAAUUAUCAAAAUGGAAAUGUUCUCGUUUGACAUAAAUUUUUUAAACAUUAAUUACAUUUAUUUAUUCUUUAAUGAGGGGAAAAAACAAAGACAAGACAACAGCGACAAAUGAAUCAAAUUAGUCACAGUUAAAGACAAUCAAAAUAUAAAAGUUAAUAAAUUAUAAAAUAAACAAUUAGCACAUCAGAUCAAUUGUCUUCAAUUUGGUUGUAAAUGAAGGUUCACAUGAUUCUCAAGUUUAUGUUUGAAGAAGAAUUCUUUUCCACACUUGUCACAUCUAAAGAAGUUUCGUGAGCUUUCGUUGAAUGUGCAAACAUCUUCAUGAUGAUUUCUAGAAGUUUCGCCUUGGAAGCACAAAGAAUUUGGACAGUAACUACAGCAAAACUUUCCAUAUUGAACAAGUGACGUUCGUCUUCUUUUCGGAUACUUUCUACGAAUUAUUUUCUUGUCCCGAAUAGUUGAGGAUUUUUUCUUGUUAAUCUUAAUACAAAUUGGCAAUAUUCGAGUUGCUUCAGUUUCAAAGCCAGUAUCGUGAAAUGAGUCUUCGAAAUUCUCGUUCACUGUUGAUGAAAGUCGCGGAUCAAACGAUGAAACAUCCGCUUGCAGAUUUUCUACAUUCAAUUCCAACUUUUUGCUGAUGCUUAGAAAAGUGUCAACUUCUUGAUCCUCCACGUCAACCGGUAACGAGUAGAUUAAUUGUAGAAUCUUUUCAAUAAUUCUAUAUGGAAAAUCCAUCUUAAGAGCGUCAUUUGUUGCCAAAACUUCCUUUAAUUUGCUGCAAUUGUUGUACAGAAUUAUUUUGUGAACUUUGAAGAUUCCUCGUUUACAAUGAAUCUCGAAAUCAGUAAAUAUAUCAUUUUUUGCCAUUUCCCAAUUCGCGAAAGGAAAAUUAAUUGCAUUUUUCAGUUGAAAUACCAUUUUA
Clunio marinus is the source of this 4607-nucleotide messenger RNA. The record is from the annotation of a GenBank genome assembly. Lineage: Eukaryota; Metazoa; Arthropoda; Insecta; Diptera; Chironomidae.